UUCCGAACGGAGGGAGUAGCUCCCACUAUAGCAGCAGUUGGCCGUGUUAACUACCUGCACAAAGGAUCUUCACUAGCCGUGAAGCAUGCCUCCGAUGUCAUAGAGUCGCCUGAUGGCACCUUCUCAUUUGGGUUCUACAACCUUUCAUCCACUGCCUUCACCCUGUCGAUCUGGUUCACCAAGUCGGCUGACAGGACCGUCGCCUGGAGCGCGAACCGAGACCGCCCCGUACACGGGGUCGGGUCCAAGGUCAAGCUGAACACCGAUGGAAGAAGCAUGGUCCUCACGGACUACGAUGGCACGGUCGUGUGGCGAACCAACGCGCUGUCCGCGGAGGCCGAUCACGCGGAGCUCAUGGACUCCGGGAACCUUGUGAUGAAGGAUCAAGGUGGCAACAUACUGUGGCAAAGCUUCGACCACCCGACCGACACUCUGCUACCAGGCCAGCCAGUGACGGCCACUGCAAAGCUGGUAUCAAAAGAUCUCUCACACCCUUCAAGUUACUAUACAUUGUGUUUCGACAACCGAUAUGUCCUGUCGCUCGCGUAUGAGGGGCCGGAUCUUUCUAACCACUACUGGCCUAACCCUGACCACAGUAGCUGGAUGAACUAUAGAAUCUCCUAUAACAGUAGUAGGAGGGCUGUGCUUGAUAAGCUGGGUCAGUUUGUGGCUACUGACAACACCACCUUUCGUGCCUCUGAUUGGGGCUUGGAGAUCAAGAGGAGGCUAACACUAGAUUAUGAUGGUAAUCUCAGGCUUUACAGCCUCGAUGAAUUUGAUCGGAGCUGGUAUGUUUCUUGGGUGGCUUUCUCCCAGCCCUGUGACAUACAUGGCCUAUGUGGUUGGAAUGGAAUAUGUGAGUACUCACCAACACCACGCUGCUCUUGUCCUCCCGGCUAUGUGGUCAGUGAUCCAAGCGACUGGAGCAAGGGCUGCAAGCCGGUGUUCAACCUCACCUGCGGCCAGCGUACGGGCUUCGUGCGCAUUCCUGAGACCGACUUUUGGGGCUCCGAUCUGAACUACACCAUGUCAACGUCCAUGCACACUUGCAAGGAGAUGUGCUUGGGGAGUUGUGCAUGUGUGGCAUUCGAGUACAAAACGUUCCCAAACGCCUGCUUCCUCAAGUCUGCUCUCUUCAAUGGCAAGACGCUUCCAGGAUACCCCGGCACGGCAUAUCUCAAGGUUCCCGAGAGCUUUCUGUCGCAGCCGCACACAUCUGACUCUGUUUUCCAUCAUGGUCAUGCUUGUGAUGCGUCAAACAAGCAGACCGUGAGCUAUACCACACACACCAAUGACGGACAGGGAACAAUGUGGCACUACUACUAUUGGUUCCUCGCUGUGUUCUUUCUUGUGGAGGUCUGCUUCAUUGGUUCUGGCUGGUGGUUCAUGUCAAGACAGCACUCGGCACGAUCAGAGAUCUGGGCAGCAGAGGAAGGCUACAGGGUGGUGACGGACCAUUUCCGUAGUUUUACACACAAGGAACUGCGGAGGGCCACUAAGAAUUUCAAGGAGGAGCUUGGCCAUGGGCGACAUGGCUCUGUGUACAAGGGGAUUCUGCACGACAGCCGUGUAGUCGCAGUCAAGAAGCUCAACGACGUGAAGCAAGGUGAAGACGAGUUUGAGGCCGAGGUGAGCGUGAUCGGUAAGAUCUACCACAUGUACCUGGUGAGGGUGAUGGGUGUAUGCUCAGAGCGCAGUCACCGGCUGCUGGUCUACGAGUAUGUAGAGAAUGGCUCACUGGCUAUGUUCUUGUUCGGCGACAAAGGGCCACUGCAAUGGCAUCAGCGGUACAGGGUCGCGGCUGGUGUGGCCAAAGGCCUCGCGUACCUUCACCAUGAGUGCAUGGACUGGAUCAUUCACUGCGACGUGAAGCCUGAGAACAUACUUCUAGACAUGGAUUUCGAUCCCAAGAUCAGCGACUUCGGGUUCGCAAAGCUGCUGCAGAGAGGCCAGGCCGAUCCCGGCAGCAUGUCCAAGGUUCGUGGAACCAGAGGCUACAUGGCCCCAGAAUGGGUGUCCACCGCCCCCUUAACUGAAAAAGUGGAUGUCUAUAGCUACGGGGUGGUGCUGCUGGAGCUAGUCAUGGGGUCUCGAGUAUCCGAGCGGGCUACUGAUGGCCGCGAGGAUGCAGAGGCUGCACUGCGGCAGCUAGAGUGGACAAUCAAAGAGAAGAUGGAAAGUGACGACCUGACAUGGAUUGAUGGCUUUGUGGAUCCUAGGUUGGAGGGUGACUUCGUGUAUUCGGAGGUGCUGUUGAUGCUGGAGGUGGCUGCUCUGUGCUUGGAGAAGGAAAAGAGCCAGAGACCGAGCAUGAACCAUGUGGUUCAGAAGUUCCUCUCAUUUGACUGAAUUCGGUAACUUGUACUGUGUUGCCUUUGUUCUUAUUACCUUGCUGAAUGUCAUCUAUGUAUGUGCCCUUAAAUCUCUUUGGUGUAGCAACUAUUUGUUUGUUGAGUAGCAUACGUGAUGCUGCUGCUGUAAAUUUUGUUAUGUGAGGCUCCCCCAUUUUAUGUGUUAUGUUUGCAUUGUUGUCCUCUCCUCCUCCUGUACUCUAGAUCUGUUAUGUGUGGUCUGCCUAUUAUCCUGAAAUAUCUUGCUUUGCAUUGAAACCUAUAGUUCAAUUUCUUCAGGAUACCUUGUUGAACUUGGGUACUGCCAUGAGAUAGCUUGCCUGAGCUACCUUGUACGUUACAACAGCUCAAUUUCCCAUCCAAGUUCUGCAAUAUGCAUGCAACAAGUAAUUUCCUUACUGUUAAAACAAAUAAUAAUACCUUCGAAAAUUCUGUAGUAAGAAAACUUGAAGAAAAAAUGUUGUGAAAGGACAAAUUGGAAAGUAAUAGUGCAGAAAAACACAAAUAAACCUAGAUAUGGUGCUCACAAAUAAUCUGUAUAUUGUCUUAUAAUACAUUACGACAUCAUACUGGUUAAUCGAACCAUAUCAAACAAAUAUGAUAAUAUUAUUUUUGACAGAAUAUUUGAUAGUGUCUUGGUAGAACAAAUUUAUGAUGUUCUUGAGAGAUCACAACUUGGUGAAAAAAAAAUCAGAGAAAUGCAUCCAUCAGUUUUACUUACCACCCAUCCAAAAUAUUAUACUGAAUAUAACUCUUCAAGCAUAGUAAUUUUCUGGUUUAUGGUUAUGCUUGCUCACAGUUGCUUUCCUGUUGUAUAUCUAACGGCGACAGGGGGGCAUCAUG
Aegilops tauschii subsp. strangulata is the source of this 3194-nucleotide messenger RNA. NCBI's taxonomy places the organism in Eukaryota, Viridiplantae, Streptophyta, Magnoliopsida, Poales, Poaceae. The record is from RefSeq and is a predicted model, not a curated record.